This is a messenger RNA of Nylanderia fulva, 585 nucleotides long. NCBI's taxonomy places the organism in Eukaryota, Metazoa, Arthropoda, Insecta, Hymenoptera, Formicidae. The record is from RefSeq and is a predicted model, not a curated record.
AUUAUCCAAUAAUAAAUUUAUUUGUUGUUCAAAAUCAACAUUACUCUUUUAAUUUGGAUAGUGAUUAUUAUAUGUGGAAUUUUACUUCACAAGUUAACAGUUCAUUGGAAAUUCCCAAUUCUAUCAAAGCACCCUUUAUACUGCGCAUGAUGCAACACGCCCUCGGACACAUUUUUUGGAAAAACAUUCUCUCAUAUGCAAAUAGCACGCUAUCACAUUGUCUAGGCUCUAUGAAUCAUUUGAAUGUUGCUUUCAAAAUGAAUAAUGCUGUACGACUAACAAGAAUGAAAUAUUGGUCUUCGGAAAAGCACUGUCCUCUCAUUAAAGUAAAACGAAAUUAUAGUGAUCCAAUGAGCCAAACAACUGUGUCGAUACAAUAUAUCGACAUAUUAAAAAUUCGCCACAUUCCUAUAACUUUUACUACGGAAGCAUCUCUCAAUUUUAACAAUUUUACUCAUCAUUUUCUAAACGUGUCAGAGGAUCUCAAAUUAUCAUUACCAUUUAAAGAGGGUGGUUGGAUGAUAUUUAAUAUACAACAAGUUGGUAAAUAUCGACAUACGGACUUAUUAUGAUUUAUUUCUCAUC